This is a messenger RNA of Chaetomium strumarium, 1357 nucleotides long. RefSeq lists its product as uncharacterized. The coding region runs from base 326 to 1288 and encodes 320 amino acids. Lineage: Eukaryota; Fungi; Ascomycota; Sordariomycetes; Sordariales; Chaetomiaceae. The record is from RefSeq and is a predicted model, not a curated record. The transcript has 3 exons.
UGCCGUGUGCUGUGCUGCCAUCCGGUGGAAGAACUCUGACUCCACGUUUCAGCAGCCAGCCUCUUGUGACCUGGCAUUGUUGAUGAAGGAGAGCCUUCUGGAACUCACCAUCCAUCUCUACUUUGCCAGGUCGCAGGUCAUGAGCCCCCCCAAAAUGAUUUACGAGGGGGUAUUAAAGAUAGAAGUCUGAUCAUCUGGGAGUUCACGCCAUGAGAAUUCCACUUCUGCUCCCGCUCCGUACAUCAUCUUGCUUAUUCAACAUCUACUAGGUAACUAGUAUUCUUCAAAACCCGCCCGCUACUGACCGAACACUUCAUAGCGCAAGAUGCAUCGGCCACGGAUCCUCAACGGCCUUCUCAACCUCGCCUUCCUCGCUCUUGCCUUUCCCACCCUGGUACACGGCACGAAAACGCGACAAGACAUGUGCGGGCUCAGCAUGCAUGCGCGCGACUUCCCCGACCGAGGCAGCUUCUCAGCAGUGGAGGCUACCUUCACGGUCCCGCAGGUGGCUUACGACCCUGCCUACGACCCUGCAGUGACCGGGAGGCAGCAGGAUAAUGCCUCCUACUACCCCUACGUGAACAGCUGCGUCGCGCUCUGUUGCGGCGACGACUGCUCGACCCGUCUCAGCGCCGGCGUGCAGGCGUUUUCCACCUUGCCCGGGGUAAAUGAAGGGGGAAAACUGGUGUUCCAGAUUUCACCGGUGUUUGCCCCGGAGACGUUACCGGAAACGAAAGGAGAUGAGCGAUUUGUUUUCAACAGCUCAGAUACAGUUCGGGUCCGCUUGGAAAUCCUCGAGCCACAUCUGGCGCAUAUCACCUUCACAAAGUACCAACCAAGCGACAACACCAACCACACCGUCAGCAUUGAGAUCAGCAUCUUCCAAUCCCCAGCGGGCGAUCCCAUGGCGGGAAUCUCCACCGACGGGUUAGGCGACAAGGAUUUGAACUGGUCCUCCCACGGAGAAGAGGGAGCGCCGACACCGACCUUGUGCGGCGACUCGGCGUGGUGGUACGUGUCGGACAAGUUCGACCCGGGCGAGAAGGCAGCGCGGCCCGAGCGGCUUCCGCGCUUCUCGCCCGUCCUGAUCGCCAACCACGGGCUGGAGGCGACCAGCGAGCAUGGCACGACGGUUCACUGGCCCGCGAACCUAAUGUGGAGCAACGGCGCGCGGUUCUGGAAUAUGGUGCGUGACGAAGGGGGGAAGACGGAGGAGAUGUGCAGGGUCAGGGGGUUCAUCGAUAGUGGCAUGGCCAUGGUGCAGUCGUCCAACCCGUGGAUGGUGUAGGAUAUCACCGGAAUCAGAUAUGGGGGGGGAAAUAGGAUACUGGAAGACUAUCAGACUCACAAGUCCCUG